This is a messenger RNA of Tuber melanosporum (Perigord truffle), 783 nucleotides long. RefSeq lists its product as uncharacterized. The transcript has 3 exons. Bases 1 to 339 code for a protein of 112 amino acids. NCBI's taxonomy places the organism in Eukaryota, Fungi, Ascomycota, Pezizomycetes, Pezizales, Tuberaceae. The record is from RefSeq and is a predicted model, not a curated record.
AUGACCCUAUUCACUCAAUGCAAGGACAAAAGCAUAAAUACCAGCCAUAUUCCCCCACAACCUUCCUCCACCAUCGGUCCCUCACUGCCCCGAUCUGAUCCAGAACUUCCCAGCAGACCAAUACUCGAAGCAGCGCAAGCUACCACAAUCAAAUCACAAUGCUCCUCAAGCCCCUUCCCAUUCUCGCCCUCUUCCUCACCCUCACUCACGCCGCGGCACUCGCGGACCCCUUCGCCGAAGCCGACAGCGAUCUCGAAAAGCGCGCUUGCGUUUCUGACGGCUGCAAGUGCGACUCCUCGUACAGCGCCGGACUCUACUGCGGGUACUGCGCCGCCGUGAAAUCCUGCACUUCGAGCUCCUGCUUCAAGAACGUGUACCAGUGCGGCAGUGGUGGGAAAUGCUGCAACUACGGGGUUAGAACUAGCUGCAAGAACUUUGAUGGUCCUUGCGGUUAAAAGAUGUCUCUUUUUUUUAUACCGUCUCGGAGAGUCGGCUGAGAUCGGUGGAAUGAAGGUGGGGGAUUGCUGUCGAAUAUGAGCUCUUGUUCUUUUCUGGGGGUAGGGGGGUGGAGAGGGAGUGAGAGGUUUCGGCGAUAUUUUAUUUCUUUCUUCCGACCUUUCUCUUGAUGAUGUCUACUGUUCUGGAGGAUUGAUUUAUGCCGAACUCGGUCUUUCUUGAGCUGUGUACCCGUGCUCUGAGUUGGUUUUAGUCAUGCUGUCUCACUCGAGAAUGUUAUUUGCCCUUGGACGUUAUGAACGGAAUAUGAGUCUGAGUCUAAACUGA